UGCAAUAUCCCUUAAAAUUCUACAAACACGUGGAACAGAAUGGUACCUAAAAAGAACAGUAGAGCCAAGACUCCUGUGGCACCUAAAGCUAAGAGUACCGCAUUGUUACAGCCACCAAGGUCUGCUCCUGUAUCACGGAAGGCAAAGUCAUCAAAUCAGAAAGAUGAUGAAGAGGCAGAUGCUCCUGUUGCCAAAAGACUCUUCUUGAAUGGACAGGAUGCUGGAGAUUCUGCAGGAGCAUUGAAAGGUGGAAAGAAAACACCUCUGAAGAAAGCACAAACUCCAAAUCCUAAGGCGAAAACACCCAAGAUGGAAGCAGCCGACCUGAAGACAAAAACUCCAGUUCUUAAUCAGAAUGGAAAACCUACUACAAAGCAACAAACUCCACGUUCAAAAGUGAAAACUCCUGCUAAAGUAGAAACUUCAUCCCUGAAGGCAAAAACUCCAAACCCAAACGUAAAUACACCUACAGUGCAAACUCCAGCUCUGAAGACAAAAACACCAGCUAAAAAAACUCCUGCUAAAGUAGAAACUUCAUCCCAGAAGGCAAAAACCCCAAACCCAAACGUAAAUACACCUACAGUGCAAACUCCAGCUCUGAAGUCAAAAACACCAGCUAAAAAAACUCCUGCUAAAGUAGAAACUUCAUCCCUGAAGGCAAAAACACCAGCUAAAAAAACUCCUGCUAAAGUGCAAACUCCAGUCCCUACCACAAAUGCUCCUGCUAAUGUAAAAACUCCAACAUUGAAAGGCAAAACGAGUGCAAAAGUGCAAACCCCAAUUUCAAAGACAAAAACACUGGCAACUAAAAUGUCAACGAAAGGCAGGACCAUGUCUUCAAAACAGAAAAUGGAAGUGGAAGAUUCUGAUGAAAGUGAAGAAAGUGAUGCAGAUAUCGAUUUGGAAAAUAUAGGCAAAGCAAGACUAGAAGAAGACAAUAGUGAAGAAGAGGAAGAUGAUAUAGACAUGGAAGAUGAUGACUCCCUCGAUGAUGAUGAUGAUGAUGGUGAUGAUGAUGAAGAGGAGGAAGAUGAUGAUGACGAUGAUGAAGAGGAGGAGGAAGAAGAAGAUGAUGAUGAAAAAGAGAAAGAUGAAAAGGAAGAGGACAAAGAAAACACAGUGCAAGGAAAUUCAUCUAUGAAAAAACAGGAUGUGGAAGGGAAUGUUGGGACAAAUAUGUCUCUUAAGAAACAGGACAUGGAUUGGAAAGAGGAUCUUGACAAUAGGUCAUUGUUUGUGAGAGAUUUCCCAACAAAAACAAAGGUGGAAGAUCUAAAAAUGUUGACAAAAGAUGUUUUAGAAGUUUAUCCUAAACCACAUCUUGGCUGCAAAAAAGGAAGUUUAAAAUGGGCCAUUUUGCGGUUCAAGAAUGAAGAAACUGCAAUAAAAAACCAUAAGUUGCUGAAUGGAAUGAAAAUUGAGAAUAACAAAUUAUAUGCUGACUUUGUUGGCGCAAAGAGCAAGCAUGCCACUAGAACAUAUAAAAAUGAUCCUGUGGAUCCUUUAUCGUUGUUUAUAACUGGAUUACCACUUACAUGGAAAGAACUUGAUCUCAGUAGAUUAUUUCCAAAAGCGAAAUCUGUGCGUUUUCCUGCAACUAAAAAGCAUAAGAAAGGAAAGCGAGAUAUAACAAAUGCUGUAGGGUAUGGAUUUGCUGACUUUGCAAGUGAAGCUGAAGCUAAAGCUGCACACGAUAAAAUGCAAGGAAAAUCAGUAGAGGGUAAAACACUAGUGAUUAUGUAUGCCUUCAAGAGAGAUCCCAAGACUACCAAUAAAAGGAACAAAGAGGUGGACAGCAGCUUGGAUGCUCCAGCUGCAAAGAAGGCUAAGUUAUCAAAACAGGUAGAAAAUGAAGAUGAUGAUGACGACGACGACGAUGAUGAUGAUGAUGAUGAUGGUCCAGCAGCCAAGAAAGCUAAGUUAUCAACAAAGCAGGGAGAAAGCGAUGAGGAUGACGACGACGAUGAUGAUGACGAUGACGAUGAUGAUGAUGAUGAUGAUGAUGAAAUGGAGGAGGAUGACGACGAUGAUGAUGACGAUGAUGAUGAUGAUGAUGAUGAUGAUGAUGAUGAUGAUGAUGAUGAUGAUGAUGAUGAUGAUGACUGAAUAUGUUGUGAAAGAAUUGAAAAAAACUGUGAUAUGGAUAGAAUGUUUCUAUAGGAAGUCAUAGAUUGUUGACAGAGUACAGGAAGGAUAUAUAUAUGUAUGGUAGAUCUGUUGACAGAGUACAGGAAGGAUAUAUAUAUGUAUGGUAGAUCUGUUGUCAGAGUACAGGAAGGAUAUAUGUAUGUCUAUUGGUAGAUCUGUUGACAGAGUACAGGAAGGAUAUAUAUAUGUCUAUUGGUAGAUCUGUUGACAGAGUACAGGAAGGAUAUAUAUAUGUCUAUUGGUAGAUCUGUUGACAGAGUACAGGAAGGAUAUAUAUAUGUCUAUUGGUAGAUCUGUUGACAGAGUACAGGAAGGAUAUAUAUAUGUCUAUUGGUAGAUCUGUUGACAGAGUACAGGAAGGAUAUAUAUA
Ylistrum balloti is the source of this 2518-nucleotide messenger RNA. Its product is annotated as nucleolin-like. The transcript has 14 exons. The record is from RefSeq and is a predicted model, not a curated record. NCBI's taxonomy places the organism in Eukaryota, Metazoa, Mollusca, Bivalvia, Pectinida, Pectinidae. The coding region runs from base 40 to 2106 and encodes 688 amino acids. Gene Ontology annotation, molecular function: RNA binding.